Messenger RNA from Homalodisca vitripennis (glassy-winged sharpshooter), 761 nucleotides. RefSeq names its product THO complex subunit 4-like. The record is from RefSeq and is a predicted model, not a curated record. The annotation marks the transcript as partial. The transcript has 5 exons. NCBI's taxonomy places the organism in Eukaryota, Metazoa, Arthropoda, Insecta, Hemiptera, Cicadellidae. Gene Ontology annotation, biological process: mRNA export from nucleus. Gene Ontology annotation, cellular component: nucleus. Gene Ontology annotation, molecular function: mRNA binding.
AUGACGGAUAAGUUAGAAAUGAGUUUAGACGAUAUAAUUAAUCAGAGCAAGGAAUUAAGGAACUCUACAAGAAGAAGUCGUGAACGAGGAGGUUUUCGUCAGGGUGGAUCAACUCAGAGCAAUGCCAGAGAUGGUGGUGGACCCAUGAGAAGCAGGAGAGUCAGAUUUGAUUCAUCGAAGAGAGUUCCCUAUUCUCGACCUCCCAGCGAUAUCAACACUCGCUGGCAGCAUGAUCUCUAUAAUGGCCCGGUUAUCAACAAGAGGAGGAGAUCAGGAGGUCUAAGCAUGACAGGUGGUCCUACAAAACUAGUCGUCUCAAACCUGGACUAUGGAGUAUUAAGUUCAGACAUACAGGUGAUCUUCUCAAAAGUUGGUGCUAUACACAGUGCAACGGUGAACUAUGAAAAGUCAGGUCGCUCCAUGGGCUCGGCUUACGUCGUAUUUGACCGAAAAGCAGAUGCUGUCAGGGCUAUGAAACAGUACAACAGGGUUCCUUUAGAUGGUCGCCCGAUGCAUAUUGAAUUGACUACCUCUGAUGUUGAGGUUGCGAUGCAGCAAAUCCAACCGACUCAGCGAAAGGCUUCACCCGCAGGCCUAGUGCUGGAGGUUUUGGCCGCGGAGUUACUGGAAGAGGUGAGUAACGUUGGUUUCAGAAGAAACGGUCGAGGCGAGAGAAGAGGUGACGGACGAACAGUGACAAACAAAGUCCCAACUGCUGCAGAGUUAGAUGCAGAAUUAGAUGCGUACAUCAGCGAAAGAAA